AUGCGAGCUGUUAAUUUUGUUCAGAGACUGCAGUGGGAUAUUAAUGGCAAUGUCCUGACUCAUGGAAUUGUCAUCGGUGACGUUGAUAACGAUGGAGACAAUGAACUAGUAGUUGGAACUUCUGAAGGCGAGCUAUAUAUUUUUAAAGGAACCGAGGUCUGGCACAAGACAACUGGAUUAGGUUUAAUAUCAUGUGUUGCCAUCGGUGAUAUUUUUAAUUACGGACGCAACGCACUUGUUGUAGUAUGUGGUGAUGGCUGGGUCCAUAUUUAUUACAGUCCACGUUCAGUUAAUCCUAGUACAAAUACUAUCACUAAUUCACAAGUUAUUAAUAAAGAAUUUUUAGACAAAAUUGGCGGGAUUAAUUUUGAUCAUUUUUCAAAUACCGUUGAAUCGGAUCAAUUAACAAGUAAAAUGGAGUGUGUCCAUUUACAAAGAAUUCCUACAAAUACAAAAUUUAUUCUUAUCGCAGAUGUAGACCGUGAUGGCGCUAAUGAAAUGAUUUUAGGAUUAACAGAUCGUGUUGUCAGAUCUUACAGAUGGUCUAGUAAUGCUGAUUUGGGUACUGGUAAACUUAUUGGAUUAAAUAAAUGGGAGUGUGCUAAUCAAAUUGGUACUGUAACACUUCAGCACAUGAGUGAUGGUACCCCAACACUAUUGGUCGCUCAACCAGGUGGUACAUUUAUGCGAAUAAAAUGUAAUCGUGAUGACACUGAACUGAGAGAUGACGAUUCAAAAAAUGAAGCUGCUGCCAGUUGCGUUGAUUAUCAAACAUUAGGAAUAUCACGAAUGCGCAAUCCAAAUAUUUCUACUGCAAUCAUAGGAAAUUUAGAGCCAGGUACUACUAAAUACGUAGUCUCCGACGAGUCCCCGCCAAAGUUUGUCCCAAAAGACACUAGUGUUAAGCAGACGUUUGAAAAUACAACGAAGGAGACGAAAAAAUUUAAAACAGGAUCUCUGGAAUUCCGACGUAAUUACUCGCAGCUGGAUAUUAGAAAACGGAGUUUGGAUGAAAGUACAGACGUUAAAAGACAUGAUAUGAGUCCGAGUAUUCGUGAGCCCACGAGAGUCGAGGAAGGGAAUCCAGGUGAAGUUGAUCAAGUUGAUGGUAAUGUACUAGGUGGAAAUAUUAUCAUGGGAGAGUUUCAAAGCAGCCGGCCAAAAAAAUCCAUUUUACCAACGUAUGAUGAUUUUUCACACAUCAAACACAGCAAUGAAACAACUCGAGUUGAUGUUGAUGCCAGUGUUAAAUUAAAUGAUCAAGUUAUCAAUAGUAAACCUUAUGCACUGGCCACUCUUGAUGGGACAAUUAUGCUAGUCAAAGAUGAAAUUAUUUUAUGGGCUAUGCAAGUAGAUCACUUGAUAUUUGCAUUGUCGCGUUUGGAUGUAACAGGCGAUGGCUCUGACAAAAUAGUCGUCUGUGCUUGGGAUGGACACACUUAUUUUCUUGAUCAAGAAUGCAAUACCGUACGUUUUCAAAUCGAAGAACCAGUAAGAGCUUUUUGCGCUGGGAAUUAUAGUUUGAGUGCUGGCACAUCAACUCCUAGUCUCGUUUACGCAACUUUUACUAACAAGAUUUUUUUAUAUUAUGACGUUGUGCUUCCAAGUAUGCUCGCAAAAGGCCUAGACCCACUUGAGUCAUUAACACCAGAGCAGAAAAAAUUUGUUGACAAUUUAAUCGGCGAUUGUGCAGCCGCCGAUAGAGACAAAAAGAUGCAACAGCUUACAGAGUAUUUAUUAUAUGGAAUGAAGAUUGACGAUGAGUGAUUAUAUGAUGAUAUUAAUUUUUAAUUGAUAUAAAAUUUUAUACAGAAAACAAAUAUAAAUAUAAAUAUAUAUCUAUAUAAA
Molecule: messenger RNA, 1848 nt
Organism: Microplitis mediator
Lineage: Eukaryota; Metazoa; Arthropoda; Insecta; Hymenoptera; Braconidae
Product: KICSTOR complex protein ITFG2-like
Exons: 6
Coding region: 1-1767 (588 amino acids)
Biological process (GO): regulation of TOR signaling
Cellular component (GO): KICSTOR complex
Source: RefSeq, a predicted model, not a curated record